Haemonchus placei is the source of this 890-nucleotide messenger RNA. NCBI's taxonomy places the organism in Eukaryota, Metazoa, Nematoda, Chromadorea, Rhabditida, Trichostrongylidae. The record is from the annotation of a GenBank genome assembly.
ACAUGGUUUUUCUGAAAGUAAGCAACAGUGUUUCUGAUGCUACAGCGAAGCCCACUAAACCGGAGAAACACCGUAACCAUAAGGGAAUCUCAUGGCCGACGGCAGCAAUCUUCAUAGUUGGCGAUAUGAUGGGUGGAGGAAUGAUUGCUCUGCCGUUAGCGGUAGUAAACGCCGGGUUGAUUCCCGGUAUCACAAUCAUCAUCCUCGGAGCCAUUUUCACUGGAUACACAGGUGUGCAGCUAGGAGACAAUUGGACACUCAUGCAGAAGCGCUGGCCAGAAUACAAGAGUCACUGCCGACGACCGUAUCCUGAAAUGGCCUACAGAGCUAUGGGCACGAGAGCAAAGAGGUUAGUGUCGUUUUGCUUGUGCCUGACCCAAUUUGGUAUCGCCACCGUGCUCACACUUCUUGCUGCCAACAAUCUGUCAAAUCUGUUGGCCGCUGUAGGAUUUCCAAUCAAUUUCUGCUACGUAAUUGUUCUGAUAGCAGUUGUACUGUGGCCAUUCGUGAUGCUGAAAAGCCCAAUGGAUUUCUGGCAAGCUGCUGUCGGUUCUGCUGUAUCCAGUACCGUAGCAGCAAUACUUAUUGUCGCAGGAGCCAUCCACGAUGCUCCAGUUUGUCAAAAGGCUGUCACCUAUCCCGAAUUUUCGUUCACCAAUCUUUUCCUCGCCUACGGCACAAUAGCAUUUGCUUAUGGAGGACAUGGAGCUUUUCCGACAAUCCAACAUGACAUGACCAAGCCAUUUCGCUUCAAUCGAGCUGUCUGCUCCAGCUAUAUAUGUAAGAGAUUUCUUUUUAUGUAUCAGGAAUUUUGCAUUUCUACCUUCAAGAUUUCUUUUCAUACUGAAGCACAUUCAAAUUGUAGUUAUACUCUUUCUCAAAAAGGAUAG